Messenger RNA from Suillus discolor, 450 nucleotides. RefSeq lists its product as uncharacterized. The transcript has 2 exons. Lineage: Eukaryota; Fungi; Basidiomycota; Agaricomycetes; Boletales; Suillaceae. The record is from RefSeq and is a predicted model, not a curated record. The coding region runs from base 1 to 450 and encodes 149 amino acids.
AUGCAGUCCAAGCGCUGGGCAAACCCAUCUUACCGUUAUGCCUCCACCCAAUUCAUUGAGCAGCACCGCGCUAACGAAGAAAUCCGCAGGCUCAAUGUCGAAGAUGAUGGGAUUGAUUACCCACAAGCAAUUGCACGGCUGCAGUCUGAUAAUUCACCCCUUGCAGUUGAACUGCAGCGACACUGGAUGCAUCUGCAGUCAGUAAAUACCCAUCACCUGUGGUGCAUUGAGUGGAUUAUGGAGCUACCAGGGUAUAAUGGGCCAAUGAGACCCAGUACUCGCAAAGGUCGGACUGAGGUAGUGUCACUGCCUCCUCCACAUCAAUUACCGCAAGAUCAGGAUGACAUAGGUGAAGGUGACACAGAUGAGGAAGCAUUCAGGCAGUUGGAAGAUGUGCAUACUUACUUCGAGGAACUCGAUCACCAUCGCGUGGACUUAGAAUUAGUGUAA